AUGUUUACACACACCCUUCCUUAAUUCUAACGACUCCCCCAACCGCCCACGUUACUCACACAACUACGCUUUCCCUACACAUAUUCCUCUCUCCUCACCCCACACACACACACGCACCUUAUAAUAUCUCUCUCACUCCCUCAUUUUUCUUGAUCCUCUUACCUCAUCAAUCCCAAUAUCACCACUAUCUAAACAAAUGUUCCAACAAAGACUUAACAAUAAUAUUACUAGUAGCGAGCUAGAUCAAAUGUUGCAUAUGCUAUCCUCUUCUUCUUUUUCUAAUCCCAUGCCAUUCUCAACAACUUCAAUGGACCAAUCAAAUUCCAAGUGGAAACCACAUGUUGAAAUAGCUCCGAAUUGUCCUCGUUGCGCUUCGACAAACACUAAAUUCUGUUACUACAAUAAUUACAGCCUCUCGCAGCCGCGGUAUUUCUGUAAAGGCUGUAGGCGUUAUUGGACGAAAGGCGGCUCUCUUCGAAAUGUCCCUGUUGGAGGUGGCUGUCGCAAACAUCGUCGUGGAAGGGUGGUCAGAAAUUCACAAACUGGCCACCUUUCCACAGAUGGCUCUGAUUCUGUUGAUGGUGAUCAACAGAAUCAAAAUAAUGUUUCACGCGAUAUAGAUAUGGCCGUUGUUUUCGCCAAAUUCUUAAACCAAAACACAAGUAGUACUCAUGGUGAUCAUGGGGAAAUAGAAACCGAGAGUGAGGCUAACAAUAAUAAUGGAUCAACUUCUUCCAACAAUAUGAACAAUUUGUCGUCGACACCGGACAGCACUGAAACUGAGAAUGAUGCAGUGGUCCAGCUCCAGCCUGAUGCAAUGGUUGUAAAUGGGGAUCCUUUUGAUCCGGAAUUGAGUUUGAGUGAGUUUGAGGGGUUUCUGGGUGUUGAUGAAGAUGUGGUUCAAGAUGUUCUAUGGCAUGAUUCUUCUGAUGCUAUGAUGGUGUCAACAUGGCAACAACAACCAUCAUCCAUGAUGCAAAUGGAGAUGGAUUACUCUAUGCCAUUGCCAUUAAAUGAGGGUGAUAAUAUUCAUGACCAAUUAUUAUUACCUGUUACUGUCAAUUCAAAUUCUGCUAGUGGCAAUUUGAUAAAUGAGAGUUGGAACACUUCUUGGGAUUGUUUUGAUCUUUCAACCAUGGAAGUUUUCUCGUCGAACUCAAGACCUUAAACAAAUUGUUAGUUAUUUAGAAUCGAUUUUCCAGUUAUACAUAUUUUUGUUUUAUAUGUUGUAUUAUAUAUUAUUCUUCCUAUUAUUUCAAACAGGAUUACAAAAGUUGAGAGAAAGAGAGAGUUAUUUAUAGCUGCAUUCUAUGAUGAAGUAGAAAAUUAGAAUGCUAGCUAUAGAAAUUAUUUAUGGUUGAUGGAUAUACAUCAAAUAAAGUUGUGCUUUGGCUGCAAGCCUGCAUAUAUAUAACCAUGACAUGGUACUGGAGUUCAGUGGCUUUUUUUUUUCCAGCUUUUUUUCCAUCCCGACAGUUCUCUUACAAGUCCUUUGAUUUGUCAGAAAUAUUCUUUGGAUUUUAGAAUUCGGAUCUUAUGUUUUAUGUAUUCAAAUUAUAGAUCCAAAAUCUGAUAAAUCAGAAGAAAAGAAAUGUGUCUAGUGUGGAAGUACGGCCGUAGGAGACGCUGUGGUUGGUGAUAUUAUUAUAUUUUUGUAAUUUUUUUUCUCUAUAAAUUGAGAUCCUUAUAUUCUUCAGUAUAUGCUUAUACAUGUCUCCCAUUAGUCAUGGAUAUUGGCAAAAUACUCAUCCC
Vicia villosa (hairy vetch) is the source of this 1752-nucleotide messenger RNA. Its product is annotated as dof zinc finger protein DOF1.2-like. Bases 197 to 1168 code for a protein of 323 amino acids. NCBI's taxonomy places the organism in Eukaryota, Viridiplantae, Streptophyta, Magnoliopsida, Fabales, Fabaceae. The transcript has a single exon. The record is from RefSeq and is a predicted model, not a curated record. Gene Ontology annotation, biological process: regulation of DNA-templated transcription. Gene Ontology annotation, molecular function: DNA binding; DNA-binding transcription factor activity.